UUAAUACCGUAUAACAUGAGUUGUAAUUGUAACAUGUUUGUAUUUGGUUUGGGUCAAACCCUGUGCCACCUUAUUAAUCUUAGAUUUGCGAUUGGAAGUAUAAGGACUGUAGCAUCUUUUUGCGCUGAAGAGAAAGUGAUGCGGGUUUAUAGAGAUAAAUGUGCAGGUCCCGAAAGAAUGGGGAUAAAACAAGGUUUGAUCGCGGGGGCUGGGUUUGGAGUAUCGUGUUUCUUACUUUUUUGUGUGUAUGCAACUAGCUUUUACACCAGAGCUUGGCUUGUUGAGGCGGGAACAACUACAUUCCCUAAAGUUUUCCGGGAGGCUGCUGGGAAUCAUGAUUGUCCUUUUAAAGUUAAGUUGGUUGUUCCUCCGUCUUAUGUUCUUAUCACUCAAACUCUUGAUAAGUUCUUGAAGCAUAUUAUAGAACGGGUUUUGGCACGGAACAGGUUGGUUCGGAUCGGGUUCGGGCCGGCACGGGUUUCCGCACGGGACGGGUUUCGGAUCGCAACGGUUUUUAAGCCGACACGAGUUUUCGCAUGGGACGAGUUUCGGGUCGGGCCGGGUUUCGGUUUGGUUUCGAAUCGAUUUCAAAAUUUUUAG
This is a messenger RNA of Helianthus annuus (common sunflower), 600 nucleotides long. RefSeq lists its product as uncharacterized. The transcript has 3 exons. Gene Ontology annotation, biological process: transmembrane transport. Gene Ontology annotation, cellular component: membrane. Bases 16 to 600 code for a protein of 194 amino acids. NCBI's taxonomy places the organism in Eukaryota, Viridiplantae, Streptophyta, Magnoliopsida, Asterales, Asteraceae. The record is from RefSeq and is a predicted model, not a curated record. Gene Ontology annotation, molecular function: ABC-type transporter activity; ATP binding.